UCGAAAGAACCUCAACUGGCAGCUGAGAAAGCAGACAAAACCUUGAAGCUGAUUCAAAAAAAAUAGUUUUCAACUUUACUCCGUGUGUUUUUGGAGAUCAACUUUUUGCCCCUUGACUGUUUUGUGGGAAAAAGUGUAGUAUACAUUUGUGCGCUCGCUCAUUUGAACAGACCUCGAUACAGAAAAAGCCAAACAGAAACGACUUUUCAAGGCUUUUUCGCUUGAAAUUUGAAGUUAAAAAUCCAUUGGAAUCAGUGCUUGUAUUGUUUGAGUUUAAUUGCUAAACAUUGUAGAACAGUUUGUCAUCAACGCAAAGGGCAAAGGAAAAAUAAGAGGAAAUGUUUUAUUUGAAGCCCCGACUAAGUCAAGGCUGCGCCUUAGCCCUCGUCUGUAUGGCGAACCUCCUGAUGUACCAUCCCACCCAGGCCGAGACGCCCCCAGCUCAAGGCACUCCCCUGAGCAAUCUGUAUGACAAUCUGCUGCAGCGCGAGUACGCCGGACCCGUCGUCUUCCCUAACCACCAGGUGGAGCGGAAGGCUCAGCGGUCUCCCUCGCUGCGCCUCCGCUUUGGACGCAGCGAUCCGGAAAUGCUGAACAACAUAGUGGAGAAACGCUGGUUCGGCGAUGUCAACCAGAAACCGAUACGGUCUCCCUCCCUGCGGCUGCGGUUCGGCAGGCGGGAUCCCAGCUUGCCGCAAAUGCGACGGACCGCCUACGAUGAUCUGUUGGAGCGGGAGCUCACCCUUAACAGCCAGCAGCAGCCGCUGGGCUCGGAGGGGGAUCUGGAUCUGGCCGAAGACUAUGACAGUGCUUUUGAACGCGUGGUCCGCAAGCCUCAGCGUCUUCGGUGGGGCCGCAGCGUUCCGCAAUAUGAGGCAGCCAAUGAAGACAACGACCAGAUGGAACGCUCCCAAUUAUACAAUUCCCUGUUGAACUCGGAGAGGAUGCGUCGCAUGCUUUUGUCCAUGCAGCAGCAGCAGUACGAAGCCCCUGGACAUGUGGCCAGAUACGCCAACGAAGAUGAUAACGAUGCGGAUCUGGAGGAAGACACUUCUGAGUUCCAGCGAGAGGCAAGAAAACCUAUGCGCUUGCGGUGGGGACGGAGCACUGGUAAAGCUCCAGCCGAUCAGAAGAAAACUGGAGAGGAACCUUCAUCGGUGACUCCAAAGACACAGGACUAAAUUUGAUAGAUGAUGGCCAGGGCAACUCCAGAAAAAUGCCAACAAAUGAAGGGAAUCGGAAGCAAGCUACACGGUCAAUGUCCCAUGCCAAAUAUGAUACGAAAAACCUUUGAACCCAAGUUAUAAACAGUUUUUGAAAGCAUUUUGAGGUACGCAGGGAGGCAUGGGCUGAGGAAUAAAUACAUAUAAACUUAUAUCUUAUAUAUACACACAUACGAUUAACCACAACUGUGCAAACUUUGGUUUUGAGGCAACUAGGCAUAUACGAAAACCAAAGCUGACAUACUCACUUGUCUGUAAACUUUAACAAUGCGCAGGUAAACAAGGUAAGCCCGUUAUAUAGACUAGGAGUCUGUAAAUUAAUGAGUAGAUGCAUCUGUUUUCGAUCUGUAAAUGAGUUUGAAUUGAUUAUACGGUUUAAAGAAUUUUCUAUCGCCCUGUUUAAAAAUAUGUUUCCUGGAAUACAACCAAUCCUAACGUGCUCAAUUAUAGAAAUUUCUAAAUAUUCGAUUACCCCCAACUUUUAGACGGUAUGUAUAUAAAAAAAAAUAUAUAUUAAACAUUUUGAACAUAGCGAAAAUCUAUUUAAAACGCUAGAAACCUAUAGAAAUAUUAUUCAAAUGAAAGAUGAAUUUUUGAUUUCUAAACUUUUAAGCAAACUUCGAUUUAAUGUUACGACGGAAGUGUUUGAAAAACAUGUUGAAGCCCCCGAAAGCUGUAUUACUGUAACACUUGUUAUAUUAUGUGUGCUACAAAUUAUAUAUGUAUAUCAACUCUUAUAUAUAUUAUACGACUAUAUACUAUAUACAAAUACGAUGAACAUUGUCUAUUACAAUUUUAUUGAUGUAUUUUAAUAACUGAAGAAGUCAAACCAAAGCAAGCAUUAUGCUGAAUAUUGUUAGAAAACUUUUGUAUAUUUAAUUUACACCAUCAUUGAAACUUUUGUUUACCGAUCCAUACUACACACGAUAUAAGGCGCUGUUCUUCAAAAGACCCAUAUCCCGCUGAGCGCAACUUUCGAGUAAAAAUUGUCAAUGCUGUUUUCUAGGUGUAUAUCAUUAUGUACGCGUAUAUACCUUUCAAUGAAUGUAAUAUCAUGAAUGUAAAUAAAAGAACAGGAAUAUUAAAAAGCAAACAUUUUACUCGAUCUAUGCAACAAUUAAAUAACUCA
Drosophila kikkawai is the source of this 2352-nucleotide messenger RNA. RefSeq names its product short neuropeptide F precursor (gene sNPF). The record is from RefSeq and is a predicted model, not a curated record. NCBI's taxonomy places the organism in Eukaryota, Metazoa, Arthropoda, Insecta, Diptera, Drosophilidae.